Aspergillus homomorphus CBS 101889 is the source of this 606-nucleotide messenger RNA. RefSeq names its product 40S ribosomal protein eS8. Gene Ontology annotation, biological process: translation; maturation of SSU-rRNA from tricistronic rRNA transcript (SSU-rRNA, 5.8S rRNA, LSU-rRNA). Gene Ontology annotation, molecular function: structural constituent of ribosome. The transcript has 2 exons. NCBI's taxonomy places the organism in Eukaryota, Fungi, Ascomycota, Eurotiomycetes, Eurotiales, Aspergillaceae. The record is from RefSeq and is a predicted model, not a curated record. The coding region runs from base 1 to 606 and encodes 201 amino acids. Gene Ontology annotation, cellular component: ribosome; cytosolic small ribosomal subunit.
AUGGGUAUCUCACGCGAUUCGCGCCACAAGCGCUCGGCCACCGGUGCCAAGCGGGCCACCUACCGCAAGAAGAGAGCCUUCGAGAAGGGUCGCCAGGCCGCCAACACCCGUAUCGGUGCUAAGAGAAUCCACCUGGUCCGCACCCGUGGUGGCAACCAGAAGUUCCGUGCCCUCCGUAUCGACUCGGGCAACUUCUCCUGGGGUUCCGAGGGUAUCUCUCGCAAGACCCGUGUCAUCGUCGUGGCCUACCACCCCUCCAACAACGAGCUGGUCCGCACCAACACCCUGACCAAGUCCGCCGUUGUCCAGAUCGACGCCGCCCCCUUCCGUCAAUGGUACGAGGCCCACUACGGCCAGGCCCUGGGCCGCAGACGCCAGCAGAAGACCGGCGAGGUCACCGAGGAGAAGAAGAGCAACAGCGUCCAGAAGAAGCAGGCUGCUCGCUUCGCCGACCACGGCAAGGUCGAGGGUGCUGUUGAGAAGCAGUUCGAGUCCGGUCGCCUCUACGCCGUUGUCUCCUCCCGUCCUGGCCAGAGCGGCCGUGUCGACGGUUACAUCCUGGAGGGUGAGGAGCUGGCUUUCUACCAGCGUGCUAUCCGCAAGUAA